UCAGCUGCGAGAAGUCAGCUUAGCUAGCUAAGCCCGACAGAAAUGAGCGUCAAACUUUCCAUUAAAAAAAUUGUAAUUGAUGACAGACUCCCUAAUUAAAAUUUUUCAGCGUAAUGUCGCGUUUUUUUUUUAUAGGGAACUGUUGGGAUUAUUAUUAUUAUUUUUAAUCGGCUGUGUAAAGCAGUGUGAAGCCAACGCAGCUAAGAGUAGAAAAACCUGAUCAGUGUUUUGGUCGCCGAUGCUUUUAAGGUUUAGCGUUAUAAGGCAAGUAGUAUUUUAAACAAGGGCGGUGAAAACGAGAAUCCCAAGUGGACUAAGAAUGUCUGAAAUGAUUAAGGUUGAAGCAGAUGAACCUGGAGGGCGCAGUGGGGUGUCCCCCCUUCAUCAAGAUCUAAUCCAUCCGAUUUUGGUGAAAAAGGAAGAGGUUCCUGAUGAUUGGAGCUCUCAUUUGGAUCAACAGAGCACAGAACCUCCCAGAAUAAAGGAGGAAGUGGAGGAACUGAGGAUAGAUCAGAAGGAAAAACAUUUUGCUCUGAAGGGUGAAGAAGAAAAUAAACCUCCUUUAUCAGUUCUGAAAUUUAAAACUGAAGACGACAGAGACACGGAGGCCCCAACCAGUGGCUCAGCUGGACGGAUAAGGAGAGAAAAUGGAGAGGAAUGUGAUGGACAAGAAGGAGACACCUGUUCCGAUCCUUCAUGUUCUUCUCAAGAAAGUGAAAUGAUAAUAGACCACAUAGAUAAAUCAUCUAAAAAAAGUUCCAAACUGAAAUCUCAGACAGGAUCCCUUCACGGAGGAAGGCCAUUUGGAUGCAGAAAAACAUUCAAACAUGAAAUUUCUGCUACAAUGCACAUGUUGUCACAUAAUGGAAAGAUAGAGCAUAGCUGUGAUCUGUGUGGUAAAGUAUUCAAAAAAAAGAGUUCUCUUCAGACGCACAUAAGAGUCCACACUGGAGAGAGACCAUUCGUCUGUGAUGAUUGUGGUAGAAGGUUUCAUAGAAAGGCGAUUCUUAAAAGUCAUUUGGAGGUCCAUUCUGGGGAGAAGUCUUUUUCCUGUGAUGUUUGUGGUUCAGGAUUUAAAAGAAAGGAAACCCUUAAAAAACACAUGUGGACCCACUCCACGGAGAAACCAUUUGUUUGUAGUGUUUGCGGUAAAGGAUUUUCAAGACAAAAUCAUCUCAAAAGUCACAUGUGUGUUCACACAGGAGAAAAACCAUUUAUUUGUAGUGUUUGUAGUACAGGAUUUGCACUACAGCAGAGUCUAAAAACUCACAUGCUUGUUCACACCGGAGAGAAACCGUUUAUCUGCAGUUUCUGUAGCAAAGGGUUUUCCUUGCAAAGUCACCUGAAGAGUCACAUGCGUGUUCACACAGGAGAAAAGCCGUUCGUUUGUAGUGUUUGCAGGAAAGGGUUUUCUCUACAGGAAAAUCUGAAGAGACAUAUGCGUGUUCACACAGGAGAGAAACCGUUCACUUGUAGCUUUUGUAGCAAAGGAUUUUCUCAACAAAAUCACUUAGAGAGUCACAUGCGUGUUCAUACGGGCGAUAAGCCCUUCAUUUGUGGCGUAUGCAGUCAGCGAUUCUCGCGACAAGCAUAUUUGAAAAACCAUAUGGAUGUUCACACUCAACAAUUUAGUGAUAGUUAGUCUUCUACAGAAUAAACACAGUUACGUUAUAUCAACACUAUGCACCUUUCAAUGUUUUUGUUAUAUUUAAGUCAAGAUUUUGACACUAAUUUAACAGUGCACUUGUUUUACACUUUAGCCACAUUCCCCAGUCACACU
Cyprinodon variegatus (sheepshead minnow) is the source of this 1780-nucleotide messenger RNA. Its product is annotated as gastrula zinc finger protein XlCGF57.1-like. Gene Ontology annotation, biological process: regulation of transcription by RNA polymerase II. Gene Ontology annotation, molecular function: DNA-binding transcription factor activity; RNA polymerase II cis-regulatory region sequence-specific DNA binding. NCBI's taxonomy places the organism in Eukaryota, Metazoa, Chordata, Actinopteri, Cyprinodontiformes, Cyprinodontidae. The transcript has 2 exons. The record is from RefSeq and is a predicted model, not a curated record. Bases 320 to 1642 code for a protein of 440 amino acids.